Molecule: messenger RNA, 340 nt
Organism: Hibiscus syriacus
Lineage: Eukaryota; Viridiplantae; Streptophyta; Magnoliopsida; Malvales; Malvaceae
Exons: 1
Coding region: 62-238 (58 amino acids)
Biological process (GO): negative regulation of cell population proliferation
Source: RefSeq, a predicted model, not a curated record
AGUGGAUCAUCAAGCAGGCACCAAAUCCCCUGUGAAAUAGAGUUUAGCUUCAGAUUCGGCCAUGUCGAGUGAUCCUUGCUUUAUAUCAAGCUCCAAAUCCAGGUCACAGACACCUAGGCAACCCAGUUUCGGAAAUCGUUGUUUGUUGAAGGCUAAGCAACAGAAGACACGGUUUUACAUCUUGGGACGUUGUGUCUCCAUGCUUUUGUGUUGGCACGACCAUUCUAUUUCAGAUUGAGUUCUAUGACAAUACUCCGUUUCCAGGCAUCCCAUCGUCCAUUGGGUUUUCUAAAUAGAAUGGUUAAGGGGCAGGCAGAGCAUUCAUUUGUAUGCCAGAACC